Messenger RNA from Hippocampus zosterae (dwarf seahorse), 2189 nucleotides. It is a transcript of the gene setd6, whose product is annotated as SET domain containing 6, protein lysine methyltransferase. Lineage: Eukaryota; Metazoa; Chordata; Actinopteri; Syngnathiformes; Syngnathidae. The record is from RefSeq and is a predicted model, not a curated record. The coding region runs from base 721 to 2052 and encodes 443 amino acids. Gene Ontology annotation, cellular component: nucleus. The transcript has 9 exons. Gene Ontology annotation, molecular function: protein binding; protein-lysine N-methyltransferase activity. Gene Ontology annotation, biological process: peptidyl-lysine monomethylation.
CCUAAAACUUGGUGAUGUGGCAGGUGAAUGCGCCUGUGUCAAACAGCACCCCCGCGUGGUCAUACCUAGACACUGCUCAUGGUCCACUCAGGUCCAAAGGGGGGCGAGAUUCCCUACUGCGGGGAACCAGCAUACCCGAGGCGGUGGACAAAGACCUGGUUAACAUCCAGAGGGAUAGGUCUAGUGUAGUCCGUUGUGUUAUGUUCUACUUUUGGAGAAUCAUCAACACGCAUGAGUCUGUGGGUACUCGUGGUGUGACAAAAAGGUUCGGCGGUACCCAAACCAAAAAAGGUUAAGCACUGGCUUAACAGGUUAUAAAUGCCACACACAAAAGGGAUGGUUUCAUUUUACUAAAGUAUCUUAAUAUUAAUAUAUUAUAUAAUAUUCAUGAACCGGCAUUGUCGUUGGAGUGAAGCCUAUUGGUAGUGGUGAUAUCCUGUAAGUCAUUUUUCAGGGUGGAAAUUUACAUUUUAAAAACGCGUUCAAAAAUUGACACGUUUCUAACGCUGCAAAAAUAACACAUAUUUUGUCAUCAGCAGAAUUUCCCGCUAACAAAAUGCUGCUUUGCUCUGACCGCAUUUUGUAUUAGCUUUAUCGACCCCGAGUGUCCACACUGUGUCCCUGCAAGUCUUCGUACGGGGUCUUCUGGCUAAUGUAUAUUAGUUAACCAUGGACCGUGAGGCUGUUUCCGCUUGACAGGAUUCGUUAAGACACCAGAAAAUGGCUUGUGAAGCUAAACGACCCAAGGUGGACAACGAUGCUUCCUUGCAGAACUUCCUCCGGUGGUGCGAUUGCGUCAGUCUAGUGCUCAGUAAGAAAGUUCAAGUGUGUAAGGGAGGCGUGGUGGCUGACUACGGGAUGGUAGCUCAGGAAGACAUCGGGGAAGGCGAGGUGUUGUUCACCAUCCCCAGAUCGGCUCUUCUUCACCAGGGCACGACACACGUUGCAGCCUUGCUGGAGCAAGAGAAGGACUCCCUGGAGAGCACAUCAGGGUGGGUGCCGCUCCUGCUGGCUCUGCUCUAUGAAUACACGACAACACAGUCCAAAUGGAAACCAUACCUGUCAUUAUGGACGGACUUCAAGAUGCUAGACCACCCCAUGUUCUGGUCCAAAGAGGAGCGAGAUUCAUUACUGCGAGGAACCGGCAUUCCAGAGGCGGUGGACAAAGACCUGGCUAACAUCAAGAGGGAAUACAGAGAUGUAGUCCUGCCCUUUAUUUCCAAGCAUCCUGACAUGUGGAACACCCGUACACACACUCUGGAGCUGUACACGCACCUUGUGGCUUUUGUCAUGGCGUACAGCUUCCAAGAGCCACAAGAAGAGGAUGAUGAUGAAGAUGAUGAGGAGGACUCACCCAAUCCACCCAUGAUGGUUCCCAUGGCCGAUAUGCUCAACCAUGUGUCCAAACACAAUGCCAAUCUGGAGUUCACGCCAGAUUCUUUGAAGAUGGUAUGCGUGCGCCCCAUCAAUAAAGGCGAGGAGGUGUUCAACACAUACGGGCAGAUGGCCAAUUGGCAGCUGCUGCACAUGUACGGCUUCACCCAGACGCACUCCGACAACGAUUCCGACACCGCCGACAUCCCCGUCGUCAACCUGUACAAAGCGGCCACAAAAGAGCCGGAUGGGGAUCAACAGCUGUUGGCAGAGAUGUGGGAGUUGCUCAGGGAUAAAGAAGCGUUUGUUUUCGGCAAAGACGGCUGCUUCACUCACUCUGAGCUACACAGUGUGCUCAAGGUGUUGUGCAUGUCCAGCGAAGAGUUCUUGGAGUUCAAAAACAAUGACGGAUGGGAGGACGACGAGGAUGAGGAUGAGACUAUUUCUCAGGUCUUCUCCAACGACGGGCUCUUGGAAUUAAAGAGCAAGUGGAGACGGCUCAUCCAUGAAGCGGCACGUUUGACCAUGAUGGGCUACCCCAACCUGGACGAGGACCAGGUCCUGAUGGAGGACCAGGCUUCGCUAGAGAGACUAAGCCGCAGGCAGAGAAAUGCACUUCUGGUCCGAUAUGGUCAGAAAAGCAUCCUGGACAAAGUCAUGAAGCUCACAAAGUCAUGAAUGUGGAACCCUUUCUUUCCUUCAUCAAUUAAAGUUUCAUCCCAAUGUAUAUGUAGGUUACUUGAUACAGUUUUACACCUGCCACAUGCAGAAAACCUAUUUCGUUAUUAAAGCCAUUUUAAAGAACAGUGGACCCA